CACGAGGGGACGGGGCGGGACUUCGGGGGGAGGAGGCGGAGCAUUUGGGCUUUGGGCGCGAGCGAUUGAAAUACUGUUGGUGUCGGUUCUGCUGCUUAGGUCCGGCUCUGCGGUCCCAGCCCUUCCUCAUGGCUGACCCUGAGGAGUUUCGAGUUUCUUCGCCUCCCCCACCGCCUCCCUCCUCUCCCUCUUCUUCAGAUGUUUCAUCGGCAUCCUCCCCCAGUGUCCCAGUGAGUUUGGACUGGCCAGUUUCGAGCAGGAGCAGCGGCCGAACCGUGGACCCGCUGGAGGAAGUGGAGCUGCAGAUCGGAGAUGCAGCAUUUUCUCUAAUCAAACUUCUUGAAGCCACAUCUGCAGUAUCAGCUCAAGUGGAAGAGCUAGCCCUCAAAUGUACAGAAAAUGCACGUUUCCUUAAAACCUGGAGGGAUCUCUUGAAAGAAGGCUAUAAUUCUUUGAAACCUGACAACUGAUUUGGCCUGAUUUGGACAGUGUAACAUCCUUCUUAACAUACACUUUUUGCACAUGUACUGCAUACAUAGGAUGAUCUCUUUCCAGCAGUUCUAUAUACUCAGAAUGAAUUUUUUUCUUGACUUUUAUGAAAGUGGAAUACUGAUAUUUUUGAUGCAGACCAGUGUUUGUUUAUUCCUAAGUACUUUCUGCCCUCUAAACUUUUGUAGAAUCCUUUAUGGAAGUUAAUUUCAUCUGUAGAUAAUUAAUGUUAAUAGUGCGACAGUGCUACCAGUAGCAUACUACACAGAUCGGGGUGCAAGAAUGGUAGACUUUGAAGUUGAGCUUCAUUUUAUGGUCCAAGGAGGUAACUAAGGUUGCCUAUGGUAGAUCCAACUCCAUUAGGGUAAAUUCUCCAAAACCCAUGAUUGAGUCUUGCUUUUAUAUCCUUAGCACUUGAAACAGUAUCACACAAUACUUGCUAAAUCCUUGUUGAUUAAAAGACAAACAUAAUUAAAAGCUUUUUUCCCUCCUAUUUUUAGCAUGAAGACUAAUUGUUUCUCUAAAAAUGUAUGAAUCUGAACUUUAUUGACUUGAAGGAAAACAUUCUCUUUUUUAAUGGGAAUUUGAACUUUGUUGAUAGUUUUUAAAAAUAUAAUUUUUUUUUUUUUGCCCUUCGAAGAUGCUUUUUUAAAAAGCAUGUCAGAAAAUGAAAGUGUGUCUAGAAAGAAUGCAUGUUUUUGCCCUAUUUAUUUUUAUGGUUAAUUGCUCUCAUUAAUAUUUCUUGUAUUUUACAUUUUGUAUGUUUGAGUUCUUGCUUUAAAAUACCUUAUCAAAUUUGUGACUCAGUACUAUUACUAAGUUGCAAGUUAUUUACAUAAUAAUUCUAAAGAAAUUGCUUUGUUUCCAAUGUAUCAAAUUUCAGUGACAGUUUUCAAUUUUAUGUGUCUUGUAUCUUGUAUUGUUUUUUGGUGGUUUGUGUAAUGUGUCAACAAUUAAGCCAACUCUAAUGCUCUACUAUAUUAUAAUUUUUUAAACAUAUUUGAUGUGGCAUUUUAAUUCUUUGUAGAUAUGGAGAUGUGUACAGAAUUGUAUUCUUAAGCCCCACAAUGGGGACAAUGCAAGGGGACAUGUGGAUGGGCAAAGAAUAGUUUUGUUCAGCAUAUUAGGUCAUAGAUCUUCAUUAAUUUUUUAGUUAAAGAUCACACAUAUUGUGUGAUUUUUAUACCAAAGAGAUGCUCAUUUCAAUAUUAUAAAAAUAUUUUUCUUACAUAUUUCUGAAAGUUGCAUUUUUUAAAAUGUAUAAAAAUAAACUUAAAAGCAAAUUUUGUUUCUAUU
Molecule: messenger RNA, 1785 nt
Organism: Sciurus carolinensis (gray squirrel)
Lineage: Eukaryota; Metazoa; Chordata; Mammalia; Rodentia; Sciuridae
Gene: C10H4orf46
Product: chromosome 10 C4orf46 homolog
Exons: 2
Coding region: 129-470 (113 amino acids)
Source: RefSeq, a predicted model, not a curated record